GAUUAAAAAAAAAAUCACCUGUUGGAAACGAAGCCGUAAAUUAUAGAUACAUGUGUACAACGAAAUGUUGGAUGGAUUCAAAUGAACUGGUCAGUCGUCGUAAUAUCGAUUCGCCGAGCGUGCGUGAAUACUACCUGCUGGACGUUCUUUCGUAUCGAUUGCGCUUAGAACGGCUCACGCGUACUUUUAGUGACCUACCACAGAAACGCUUAACUUGGCGUUGAUAACGCAAGUGUAUUAUCGGAGCUUUGUGCACCUCGAAAUUACGCAUUGAUUGGAUUUCUAAUAUUUCUGUUACCGCGAAAUACUUUGAGCCAAACAAAAAGGGGUAUUAUUUUUUUUUUUAUCUACGAGCACUCGUAGCUCCGGUUCGUCAAUAACGCGAGUGUAUAUAACCGAAACUUCGUACACCUUAGGAUUGCUCCAUUGGCGGAGCUUUCACAAAUGAAUAUGAUAUUUUUGAGUGGUGAAAAUAAAUUAAAAUAGGAAGAAAAUAAUGAAAAUCGCACGAUUGCAUUUCUCAAGCAAUUUAGUGAGCAAUUGAGAAAAAUAUUGAUGAAAUUCAACGAUAUUGAAUAUCGAUUGGGAUAUGGAUUCGAGAAAUCACGAAUAAAAUGGCACGUCUCGCGUACGAGUGCAGUUUAGAUCUAAGAUCAAGCAAUUCCAGCGACGAUUCCGGUACCAUAAAACCCUUCGCUUGUAAUACCGACAAAUAUUGUCUCUAUUGCUGUUGCAAUCCGCAAUGCUGCCUUCUCGUCCAACGAAAACCACCUCGACACUUCUGGGAAGCUUGGUACUUUUGGUUAGGCAUCGCUCUUCUAGUUUUGUUCCUCGUAUCAUCCAUAAGCAGCUAUGUCGUGAGCAACUGUCGACAUAGCUUCCAGGCUAUUGCCUUCGGACAAAACGUGCAAACUAGCGACAGACGAAACGGACGAACAGAGAAUGUGAAUGAGAUAUCUAUCAAUGUUAUACCAACGUCCGGGAUGUUGCCGUCGCAUAGAAAAAUGCUUCUUUGCGCCCCGCAACCAAGCAUCACGCAUAUGACUCCUGUCGUGGCGUGAUUACGGGGACAUUGCGACGAGAGUUGCCGUCUAUACUAUAUAUAUAUUCUUGCCUGGAUUUUCACGCUCUUAUGGAGAGAUCGUUCUAGAGAGGGGAUAGGCUCAUCAUAAUAUAUAUACACCGAGACCCGUAUUUAACGUCGAUCGAAGUCUUCUACUUUGAUCGUCGUGUAAUAAUAAGAAGAAGCGUUAAUGCAGAAGCGAGCAUUAUUGAAAAUCGAUGCUGCUAUAAAGAGGCAUAUCUCUUUCUCUGGCUCUCUAUACCACGCGCGUGUAUACAUAUAUACACAUACGUGAUAUUCGAGCUUACAUAAAAUCGAUGUAAGAAUUUCCAUAUUCGAAUCGUUGAGAAAAAUGGUCUCCGCAUCGAAUCGUAAAACGAAACUGAACCGAACAAAUCAAAGCGCGAUAUAUCAAAUCGUUAUUCAGAUAUAUUUAUUUUUUUACUAACACAGAGUUAGAAAAUGGGAGUAAAUGAGCUUGGAUUCGAUCCGAGCGUAUUCAUCAUCGUGGAAAGUUAUAUUGAAAAGCAGUUAGUAAAUAAAUAUAAUUUUGGUUAUUGGUAGUUAUUCAAAUGGCACAUGUCAGCAAGCUCAACGACCAAGCAAAUAUCGCAUGUCGUUUUCCCGUCAUUGUACAUGCAUAUAUUUUUCUCGAAUCAAUAAUAAACGCGUGAACGCGUGCAAUUUAACGCGAUACUGGUCCGACGUCCCAGACUGGUCUUUCAUUAUUCUGCGAGCGAGCCCGAAGCAUCUUGGCCCACAUAGCUCGACCCCGGGGGGGGGAUUUUAAUUCUUCCCGCUCGUGUCUUCUCGUUUCAUCUCUCUCUCUCUCUCUCUCUCUCACCAAACAAACCGAUCGCUCCGUGACCAAAUAUUGUCUCAGGUUGCCCCUGAAAGUACUAUUGCACGCAAAUUGCGAGUGUGCGUGCUCGUGCAUAUGAGUGCGAUUACGUUUAAGGACGAGAUCGUGACAGAUUUUAUUCGGACCAGUAUUUAAUUUUUAUUCAAACAAUUCAUUCUACUUAUUAUGAUCGUCGUAUUUUUUGAAAUGCGAUUAAUGAAAAGGUCAAAUCGUAGACAUCCAACUCGACUCAAGUGCCUUCAAGUGGAUAUAAAUAUAUGACAUCGAAACUAUACUACAGAUUUUUGAGCACGUGUAAAUGAAAAUAUAAAAAUAAACGACAACAAGAAAUAUG
Venturia canescens is the source of this 2259-nucleotide messenger RNA. RefSeq lists its product as uncharacterized. The transcript has 3 exons. Lineage: Eukaryota; Metazoa; Arthropoda; Insecta; Hymenoptera; Ichneumonidae. The coding region runs from base 615 to 1061 and encodes 148 amino acids. The record is from RefSeq and is a predicted model, not a curated record.